AACAAAGCUAACACAGCCUUGUAUAAAGAGGCCUGACACAGACCGAUUCAGUGGAUUUAAUCUAAAGCUUGUUUGUUCUUUAACAAAGCCCAGAGCCCAGAACACAAUGGCUACAGAUAUUAAAAUGCUUUUUUGCAUUGGACUUGCUGUUGUGUUAACAGGUGUGGGAAAGUCUGCCUUUAUUGGAAAGACCCACUCUGGAGGGAAAGAUGAUCCUGUGCUGCAAUAUGUUGUUAACAACUCACUGAGGGAGCACCCAGUCCUCACCAAACUCAGACUGAGAACCCUUGAAGACCCGUGGGCUAUCAUGAUGGUUUCCAGUGACCAAGCCCAGUUUAUGGCAAAUCUCGUUAAACUGAUAAAUGGAACUAAAGCUAUUGAAAUUGGGAUGUACACAGGGUACAAUGCAUUGAGCAUGGCUUUGGCCAUGUCAGAGAAUGGACGUGUGGUGGCUUGUGAAAUAGAAGAGAAAUAUGUGAACAUUGCCAAACCAUUUUUUAAAGAGGCUGGAGUUGAAAACAAGAUAGAUGUACAGCUUCAAACAGCCAUGGAGACACUGGAUGCACUGAUAGCAGGCGGGGAAGCUGGAACAUUUGACUUUGUGUUCAUCGAUGCUGAUAAAUCCAACUAUGACGGAUACUAUGAGAAAUCUCUUGAGCUCAUACGAAAAGGAGGCAUCAUUGCGAUUGACAAUGUGCUGUGGAGUGGAAAGGUCGUGAAUCCUGCCCCCAGUGACAACACCUCACAGGCGCUGGACGCUCUCAAUAAGAAGCUUCACAAGGACCAGAGGAUUGAUCUGAGCAUGCUCACUGUGGGUGACGGGCUGACCAUUGCAAUCAAACGCUAAAACUGCUGUAGUCAAUUGUUUGUCUUAAUUGUGCUUUAAUUUUGACAUUAAAAAAACAUAAGAGUUA
Larimichthys crocea (large yellow croaker) is the source of this 914-nucleotide messenger RNA. It is a transcript of the gene comtd1a, whose product is annotated as catechol-O-methyltransferase domain containing 1. Gene Ontology annotation, molecular function: O-methyltransferase activity; S-adenosylmethionine-dependent methyltransferase activity. Lineage: Eukaryota; Metazoa; Chordata; Actinopteri; Sciaenidae. The transcript is spliced from 7 exons. Bases 107 to 847 code for a protein of 246 amino acids. The record is from RefSeq and is a predicted model, not a curated record.